UUUCCAGUCUGAGACUGCGGUUAUUCAGCAUCUUGCGGAGCAGGCAUGGAGACGGCGCGCACCGCCAGAGUGCAUGUAAUCUGGACAUGCAUAGCUUUGGUCGUUAUUUUAAUUGCGUCAUGCUUGACAUAUGUUUUUCUGCCGAAGGUGCCGGGAUGCCAAAGAGUUAAUAUCCGCAGUGCUUCUUCUCUGUUCGAUCCGACAGUCACUGAGAGUAUGUUCAGACGUCAACCCUCUCGAGAACAUUGGCUUUUAAAAGCUGAUCAUUGCAGUCAUGAAAGUGGUCAUUUAAAGUGGGAGGAUGAGUGGGCAGAACACAGGAAUGAGAGUAUUCUGGAUCACACACACACGUGGAUAGUCAUUCGAGAGAGUGGUGUUUACCUGGUUUACAUACAGGUCAACUUCAAGUUGAAGACUCAAAUUAACAGCAGCUCUCCUGUAGAGCUUAAACUUCUAGUGGAUUUCAACUACGGUGAGGGUACGCAGAUGUUUGCUGCCGCACAUGACACUCAGCUGGUGAGUGCCAAUACGGUGCAAGAUGCAAAGCUCUACACUUUUCUUCUGAUGAACAUGAAAUCGGCAAACCAAUUAUCAGUGCGAGCAUUUCCAGGUGAGUUGGUGAACAUCGACCCACGACCCUUCUCCACCUAUAUCACUUUCCUUAAAUGGUCAGACAGCUGGUAGACAGUGGAGCAUUGGUGAAAAUAUUGCAUAGAUGAUUGACUGUCCCAGAUGAACACCUAAAUCCAUGUCCGAUUUUAACGGUGGCAACCGUUCUUGCAGUUUAUAUUCCUGUUAAGCUUUAAACUAAAAAUUUCAACAUGUGGUAUCAAGAUCAAACCUCUGAGAUCUUCCAGCUGUUGUACUAGGAAAUGCGCGUUGACAUUAACAAGGAUUGCGUAGGGGUUGUGAUACUUUCUUGGUGUUUUUUUUUUCUUUCUUUCUUUUAUUUCCUUUCGAAACAUGAAGAUCACAUCUCAUGAUCUUCUCAGAAGUAUGACACAUUUUCCUCUCAAGUGAUAUAUAAGUGAGCUUUGUUUUGUUUCAGUUUUUUAUGAGUCAAAAUGAAAAAGGGCAAGAGGUACUGUUGAUGCCUGACUUUGAAGAGACUGUACUAAGUACGUCAACAUAACGGAUGUCAUCACUGCCAAAAAACAAAUACAAACAAUGUUGUAUUCCAAAACAGAAGUAGUACUCUAAUUCAGAGUGAGUGAGUAGUUUUUCAAUGAAAUGCAUUUUCAUAUAUAACCACAGAGUAUUUUAAUCAUCGACAGCUGAAUGUAACAACCUCUAAUGACAUCCUAUCUUCACAUUUUGUCAAAUCAUAUCAAUGUAUGAUGAUGUAAAUGAUAAAUGUGUCAUAAAAAUAUUUAAGGCUAUAGAGCCUUAAGGCUAUAAAUUUGUGCUUCUAUAAGGCAAGAAACCCAGCAUUGUUAUUUAUAUAAAUACAAGUUAAAUAGAUGAUAGAUGAAUAUGAUGGAAUGUUUUCUGAUGGCUGGUCUUGGUAUUGAUUUUUAUGUUUUUUGUUUUUCACACGGGUUACCACUAGUUAUAUACUGCUAGUGAGUCACACUAAUCCAAUCAGUCAAGCAAGCAAGCCAUAUUAAGCUGAUCAACAUCAACUGGUUUCAUAAGAAUAAGACACUGGAAUGCUUUUUCUCCAGCAAGUGGAGCAAGCCAAGUUUUUUUUUUUUUUUUUUUUAGGAAAAAUUAAGGUAAAUUACCAUACAGUUUUUAUAUUCAAAUAGGCCAAGGCAGUUGGUCAC
Messenger RNA from Myxocyprinus asiaticus (Chinese sucker), 1766 nucleotides. RefSeq lists its product as uncharacterized. Gene Ontology annotation, biological process: immune response. The record is from RefSeq and is a predicted model, not a curated record. Lineage: Eukaryota; Metazoa; Chordata; Actinopteri; Cypriniformes; Catostomidae. Gene Ontology annotation, molecular function: tumor necrosis factor receptor binding. The transcript has 4 exons. The coding region runs from base 46 to 684 and encodes 212 amino acids. Gene Ontology annotation, cellular component: membrane.